AUGACUACCGUUCAAGCUCGUGACAACUCCCAAGUUUUUGGUGUUGCUAGAAUCUUUGCUUCUUUCAACGAUACUUUCGUCCAUGUUACCGAUCUUUCUGGUAAGGAAACCAUCGCCAGAGUUACUGGUGGUAUGAAGGUCAAGGCUGACAGAGAUGAAUCUUCUCCAUACGCUGCUAUGUUGGCUGCUCAAGAUGUCGCUGCUAAGUGUAAGGAAGUUGGUAUCACUGCCGUCCAUGUUAAGAUUAGAGCCACUGGUGGUACUAGAACCAAGACCCCAGGUCCAGGUGGUCAAGCUGCUCUAAGAGCUCUAGCCAGAUCUGGUCUAAGAAUUGGUAGAAUUGAAGAUGUUACUCCAGUUCCAUCUGAUUCUACCAGAAAGAAGGGUGGUAGAAGAGGUAGAAGAUUAUGA
Messenger RNA from Maudiozyma saulgeensis, 411 nucleotides. The record is from the annotation of a GenBank genome assembly. NCBI's taxonomy places the organism in Eukaryota, Fungi, Ascomycota, Saccharomycetes, Saccharomycetales, Saccharomycetaceae.